CGCACGGCCUUCGUCUCCUCGUUGGCAACAGUAUCAGAUCUGCAGCCAUAGCAUAAGCAGCAGAAGCUACAGACACAAAGGAAAAUGAAAAAGUGAUUCUGUUUCAAUCGCCGGGAGCUUCAGACUAACUGAGUUACCAAUUAUCCGGUGAAUAACCGUUGAAACACCGUGGCAAGCGUUCACCGAAGAAAUUAAUUCCAGAGGCAAUCAACAAGCACUGCUGAAAUUCACUCCAACCGCUACAACCUCGGUUAAAGGAAACGCGUAUCUACAAUGGCGAAUACGCCGAUGGUUCCGCCUAACGCGGCGAUGGGGAAUCCAAAUUUAGAUGGAGGCGUACCGGCGCCGCCGCAGCCGCCUGGGACGGAUAUGACCGGGAUAUGCUUUAGGGAUCAGCUGUGGCUGAACACCUACCCUCUGGAUAGGAACUUGGUGUUCGAUUACUUCGCUCUUUCUCCUUUUUAUGAUUGGACCUGCAAUAAUGAACAGCUCCGCAUGCGCUCCAUUCACCCCCUCGAUCUCUCUCAGCUGACCAAAAUGACUGGCAUUGAGUUCUCGCUUAGCGAAGUUAUGGAGCCCCAUCUUUUUGUCUUCCGCAAGCAAAAGAGGGAUAGUCCUGAGAAAGUUACACCGAUGCUAACGUAUUAUGUCUUGGAUGGUUCAAUUUACCAAGCUCCCCAGCUUUGCAAUGUCUUUGCAGCUCGACUAGGACGGGCUUUAUUUCACAUAUCAAAAGCUUUUACUUUUGCUGCUACGAAAUUGGAAAAGAUUGGAUACGUUGAUGCUGAAAAUGAGAGCGGGCAUACUGAGUCAAAGGCUCCGAAAGAGACUAUUGAUUUUAAGGAGCUUAAGCGAGUAGAUCAUAUUCUUGCUUCUCUACAACGCAAGCUUCCACCAGCUCCACCGCCGCCUCCAUUUCCAGAUGGUUAUACUCGCCCUUCAACAGCAGAAGCAUCAGAAAACCAGCCAGCGGAGGCUCAGCCGCCUCCGGUUGAUCCCAUCAUUGAUCAAGGCCCAUCUAAGAGGAUGAGAGUUUGAAACUGUGCAUCUGUUCCCAACUUGUGUCCAGUUGCUGCAAUCGGAAAGCAAUCUCCAUUUUGCCUUUUUCUUUCAUUAGUUUUAGCCUUUGGAUGUAGGUGGCACUCAGCAGCAAAUCCCAACCAUUUCUAUCAUUUAAGCUAUGUUUGAAGUGAAGCAUUAACCAUACACAAGCAGUUAAUAUUUGUACAUGUAAAGUGAAAUUUUAGCCCAUCUUAAGGGAAAAAUUUUCAAAUGUACUUGAAAAAAUAUAAUCUUUAGUUCCUUGACUAU
This is a messenger RNA of Ipomoea triloba (trilobed morning glory), 1311 nucleotides long. Its product is annotated as mediator of RNA polymerase II transcription subunit 6. The record is from RefSeq and is a predicted model, not a curated record. Gene Ontology annotation, biological process: regulation of transcription by RNA polymerase II. Lineage: Eukaryota; Viridiplantae; Streptophyta; Magnoliopsida; Solanales; Convolvulaceae. Gene Ontology annotation, molecular function: transcription coactivator activity. The transcript has 5 exons. Gene Ontology annotation, cellular component: core mediator complex; mediator complex. The coding region runs from base 274 to 1038 and encodes 254 amino acids.